Molecule: messenger RNA, 1053 nt
Organism: Medioppia subpectinata
Lineage: Eukaryota; Metazoa; Arthropoda; Arachnida; Sarcoptiformes; Oppiidae
Source: the annotation of a GenBank genome assembly
AUGAUUACUAUGGGGGCCACUACUUCAUCGCUAAACAAUGAUUCAGACGGUGGUAGCGAGCGAUGCACGGGUGAGCCCAAACAGGUGAUCAAAGUGAGUGCUGAUCGCCGGUUGGAACUGGAUUUAGAAGCAUUGGAGGGCAUACUAUUGCGCGACUCGAUCCGUGACAAACCCGUUGUGGUGGUCAGUAUUGCCGGUGAUUUUCGUAAAGGCAAGUCCUUUAUGCUGAACUUUUUCCUGCGAUACCUGCAGUCCGGUAGCGGCACAACCGACGACUGGCUCGGCUCGACUGACACACCACUGGAGGGGUUCUCGUGGAGAGGCGGCAGACAACUGGUCACUACAGGUAUAUUGAUGUGGUCGGAGCCGUUUGUUGUCAAACUGGCCGACGGCCAGGAGGUGGCCAUCGUUUUGAUGGACACUCAGGGAGCGUAUGACUCGGAGUACACUGUAAGGCACUCGGCCAUUGUGUUCGCGCUAUCAACUAUGGUUUCGUCUAUACAGGUGUUCAAUCUGAUGCACAAUCUCCAAGAGAAUGACCUCCAGGUGCUAGAAUUGUUCACAGAUUUUGGCCGACUGGCCCUCACGACUACUGACAAGAUACCCUUCCAGAAGCUAAUGUUUCUCAUACGGGACUGGAGUUUCCCAUACGAACACCCGUACGGUCUGACCGGCGGUCAGCAAUUUUUGAAUGAAAAGUUGAUAAUCAAGGAGAAUCAUGCUGAAGAAUUAAAGCAAAUUCGCCGCCACAUCAAAUCAUGUUUUAGCGAUAUUGGCUGCUAUUUGAUGCCACAUCCGGGCCUAAAAGUAGCCACUAAUGAUGGUUUCGACGGCCGAUUGGCCGAUAUAGACGCCGCGUUCGUCGACAAUAUUAAGACGUUUGUGCCGUUGAUAUUAGACCCGAACAAAAAUAAUGUUAUCGUGAAAGAAAUCGGCGGCCGUCCAAUCACUGGCAAACAACUUGUUGAUUGUUUCAAAAUGUAUUUCGAUGAUUUAACAAGUAGUGUUACUGUCAAAUGCCCUCUAGAUCAGGAGCACGCAAAAUCACGAAAA